Amphiprion ocellaris (clown anemonefish) is the source of this 3847-nucleotide messenger RNA. RefSeq names its product nuclear factor 7, ovary-like. Bases 1 to 1392 code for a protein of 463 amino acids. The record is from RefSeq and is a predicted model, not a curated record. Gene Ontology annotation, molecular function: protein binding; zinc ion binding. The transcript is spliced from 2 exons. NCBI's taxonomy places the organism in Eukaryota, Metazoa, Chordata, Actinopteri, Pomacentridae.
AUGGCUUCCAGAUUAGAGGAGGAUCUCUGCUGUCCUGUCUGCCAUGACAUCUUUAAAGAUCCUGUCAUGCUGUCAUGUAGCCACAGCUUCUGUAGAGUCUGUCUGCAGAUCUGGUCGACAAAGAAUCCAAACCGUGAGUGUCCAGUUUGUAAACGACGACAUUCAAAGCGUCGAUUACCUCCUAACUUGGUCCUGAAGAAUCUGUGUGAGAGCUUCUUACAGGAUAAACGUCAGAGAUGUUCAGAGUCUCUCUGCAGUCUGCACUCUGAGGAACUCAAACUCUUCUGUCUGGACCAUCAGCAGCCAGUGUGUCUCAUCUGCAGAGAUUCAGAAAAACACUCCAACCACACAUUCAGACCCAUCCAUGAAGCUGCACAACAACACAGGAAGCAACUUCAGCAAACUCUGGAGCCCUUAAAGAACAAGUUAAAGGUUUCUGAACAAGUUAAAGUCAAGUUUGAUCAAACAGCAAAACACAUUCAGGUCCAGACCCGACACACAGAGAGGCAGAUUCAGGAUCAGUUCAAGAAGCUUCACCAGUUUCUAAUGAAGGAAGAGGAGGCCAGGAUGGCUGCACUGAGGGAGGAAGAGGAGCAGAAGACUGGGAUGAUGAAGGAGAAGAUGGAGGCUCUGAGCAGAGAGAUAGCAGAUCUUUCAGACACAGUCAGAGCCACAGAGGAGCAGCUGAGAGCUGAAGACGUCUCAUUCCUGCUCAACUACAAGGCUGCAGUGGAAAGAAUCCAGCGCUGCCCCCUGCUGGAGGAUCCACAGCUGCACUCAGGAGCUCUGAUAGACCAGGCCAAACAUCUGGGCAACCUGAGCUUCAACAUCUGGAACAACAUGAAGGACAUGGUCUCCUACACUCCUCUCAUUCUGGACCCAAACACUGCAAAUCCAACCCUCGUCCUGUCUGAAGAUCUGACCAGUGUGAAUUAUGGAAAUAAACAGCAGCUUCCUGAAAAUCCAGUGAGGUUUAAAGAUCUCUUCUCAGUCCUGAGCUCUGAGGGCUUCAACUCAGGGUCUCACAGCUGGGACAUCGAGGUUGGAGACAGUUCAGAUUGGGAACUUGGUGUUUUUGCAGAAUCUGUCCAGAGAAAAGGAAACAUACGACCUGCAUUAUGGAGAAUAUGGUUCUCUCACAAUGAAUACGCAGCGUUCUCCCCAUCACAUCCUGACACUGUUCUCCCAGUGAAGACGAAGUUUCAGAGGAUCAGAGUGAAUCUGGACUGGAACAAAGGAAAACUGUCCUUCUCUGAUUCUGAUACUAACAGACACAUACACACCUUCACAUACACUUUCACUGAGAGGAUGUUUCCAUAUUUUAAUACUUGGUCAAAUCGUCCACUAAAGAUUCUACCAGUGAAGGUGUGUGUGACUGUAGUACAACACUAACAGAUGAUGAUGAUCUCUGUCACUAACAUGCAAACUCUCCAAAAGCCACAGACAAGGAGAAGAUUCCACAACAGGACUUUGUGUACUCUGAACACAAACACAGAAAACAGCAACAGACUUUGGACUGACAUCAAGAAAACAGUCUUUGUAUCCGUACAUCUUUCUCAGUCAGUGUAUUGUUUGACAUGACUAUGUUGUGAUCAGAAUAAUCAUCAGUUCAUCAUCAGAUUCUGAAGACAAAGAUCAAUAUUACUGUAGAAACAUUGAAUGACUUUGAUCAUCAGAUCAGUUCUGAAUAUGUUCUAUUCAUUUACUGACAGUAAAUUAGCUUUGAUAGUUAACUACAUAUAUUACUGAAUGACAGUUUAAAGUGUGAUUUCUGUUUGACUUCAUUUCUAGAUUUUUUUUUUUAAAUUUACAUGUCAGCUAAUAUUCAACUCUGAAUCACAUUUUAUUUUUCUUUAUUCUCUGAAAUUUAGUCAUGAUGAAUAAUGUGGUUUGUGUUAAUUCUGGUGUGUUUGCAAAUUUGUAGUUUACUUAAAAUAUUUUUUCUUGUUGAAAGACUUUUGUCCCUUUUAUUUCUGUUUUACUCUGAAUUUGUUAAACGCUUUGAUAUUGAGCAUUUUGGUUGAAGGUUUCUGUUUAGUUACUGGGGUUUCUUCCAUUAUGUUUGGUGGCAGUGUCACAGUCAUAGCCAGAGGCUGUGAUUAGGUGGCAAUGCUCCCUCCUCCUCUGGCCCUGGUUCUCUCUCUCUCCUAGGUGUGUGGCAGAGGCUGGCAGCAGGUGUGGGUGAUUCCAGUCUACUGAUCGUGUGCAGGUGGGAGUCGUCUACUCAAGCUGGCUGGCUUCCCUUUAAAAAGUGACUCGACUUGCCAUUUGGUGUUGGACCGUCUCCUAACUAACAUGCUGACUCCUUCCUGCUUCUGUUGCCAUCUUCUCUGGAGGUUGGAUUAUCCACCUGGCUGAGGCUUCCUGGUUUCUAGUGGACUUUGGGAUUCUCCGGGGAUUCUCUGAGGCAGAGGAGGGCUCAGGCUGCUGCCACGCCACAUGUGAGCCUGCCACACCACCAGGAUGCCAUUCUGCUGGGGCUGGUAACCACCGUCACCGUCUACCUACCUGGAUGCCAAGGAUUCCACCGGUUGGUUUUUGAAACACCUAGGCCUGGUCGUUGAUGGUUUCCAGAACCAUAAAAUCUAGAGAGACUGUCAGCUGAGUUCUCACUCUUGCUACACCUGAUAAUAGAGUCUCUCUAUUGAUUGUUGGUUGUAGUUAUCUGCUGAAGUUAUGUGGGAUUCUGGGGUUAGUGUUUGGGAAUUUCUAGUAGUCUAGGAUGUCUGUUAUUUUGGGUUAGAGUUUAGUUUUUAUCCUGCCUUGGUGGUACCAGUCGUGGGUUAAUAGUUUAUUUGGUUGUAUCUGCAUUUAGUCCGCCUUUCCCCUAGGGGAAGUCUAGUUCAGUUACACCCUCAGUAUAUUCAUGUAGUUUCCAUUUCCGGUUUAUGAAUUCUGUUUCUUGUUGUAGUUUAUUUUGUUCUGAGUCCUUGUAUAAUCUUGUUAAAAUCAGUCACUCGUCUGCUGUCUCAUUUCCUGCUUCUGAGCCUCUGUACCCACUGUAACGUAUUCAGUCAAGGUGUAGCAUAGAAUCAUGAUUUCUAACAUGUUUCAUGGUGUAAGGAAAAAGUAUAUGCGUGCUUUUGGGUUAUUAAAUUUUUUUUUUUUUUUUUUUUUAAGCUUAGAUUUUCUGGAACUUGUAAUGGAAGAUGAUUUGUUUUUCUUUCUGAAACUUUUAAACUGUUUAAUACUUGUUUCACAAAUGCAGAUUUGCUAAUCCAAAUGUACAAUUUCAUCAUAGUGAGUGUUUAGAAUGACAGUUCUAUGCUUUAAUUUGCCUUUAUGAAUUUCAUUUUGAGUAAACAAUCACCCCAAGUGUUUUGAUUGGUUCAGUAUAAGUUUUGUUGUCACUGUAUAAUGUCUUCAAACAUGUGUAAAUCUCUUCCAAAACAAAAGGACUGUGCUUUUGUGAGAGGAGUGAAGGAAUUCCUAUCAGCAGGUUGCAGUUCUUAUUUGAACUGAAAGCAUCUAGAACUUGUCACAUGUGUGUAGCAGUCACUGAUGAUUCAUGGAUAAGAAGGAAAGAAUUCACAGAAAGAUGAAGGCUGAGCUGGCUGAUGCCACAACGUAGACUGUUUAUUAAAAAAAAAAAAAAAAAAAAAAGAUUUUGUAAAAAUAGUGAAAAUCUGACUGCAAAAUAGGAAAAAAAAUGCACAAAAAGGGCUGGCAUACUGUAAUGUUCAAAAACUGUAACGACAGUGAAAGUAACAGCAAAUAUCUAUUAAAUAAAGGUCUUUUAAAUACAAUACAACAGUGUCAUUUUAUGGUCUAAAUAUUUGACAUUAUGUCACAAUAUUAUUCAGGUGGAUGUCAGAAAAUUAGUCUUCCAUUGCCCUCUCCUGCUGUG